AUGGAGGGCAGCCUGUCGGUUGCGAGAAAGGCGAUCUCUCCUGCUGCAGCGACUGCUGCAGCUGCUGCAGACGUUACUUCUCCCAGUGCUGACUCGACUGGCACGCCAGCAACUGCAGCAGCGCCUGCAGCAGCAGCAGCACCCCCAACUGGUGCCGUACCGGCUGCAGCAGCAUCGCCUGCAGCGGCACUGGCAGCAGCUUCCCCGUCCGCUGCAGCGAUUGCAAAGUGUGAUCCGGUGUCAGCAGAUAGCAAGAGUGCAGAGGCUGUGGUGUCUGGUUUCGACCAAGAGUGGGCUGAGCUGCAGAAGCUGCAAGAUUUACAGGAAGACGCAGAGUUCGGCUCUCUGCUGCAGCCCGGAGAAGGCGCUGCAGCAGACAGUGCAGCAGCCGCCGCCGCUGCUGCAACGGAUGCAGACAAGCGGUCUGUGUAUGUCGGCAAUGUCGAUUAUUCAGCGACGCCAGCUGAUUUGCAGGAGCACUUCAAGGGUUGCGGGCAAAUAAAUCGCAUCACGAUCAUGGUUGAUAAGUUUACCGGCCACCCAAAGGGUCAGGCGCCGCAUGCUCACCGAGUUGCGCUGCCUGCUGCCGCUGCAGGAUACGCAUACAUCGAAUUUACCUCCGAGGUUGCUGCUCAACACGCCGUCGUGUCCAAGCGGAAGAAUAUUCCAGGAAUGUCUCGAGGCCGAGGGGGCGGGUGGAGACCUCGAGGGGGGCCCCUUCCUUUCAGAGGGAGGUGGGUGUUUGGGUGGCACGGCCUGAGCAACGGGGGUGGUAGGGGGGAGUGCAGGAGGCAGUGGAGGCGUUCGCCUCGGUGA
This is a messenger RNA of Cyclospora cayetanensis, 816 nucleotides long. Its product is annotated as polyadenylate-binding protein 2. Gene Ontology annotation, molecular function: RNA binding. The transcript is spliced from 8 exons. NCBI's taxonomy places the organism in Eukaryota, Apicomplexa, Conoidasida, Eucoccidiorida, Eimeriidae. The record is from RefSeq and is a predicted model, not a curated record. Bases 1 to 816 code for a protein of 271 amino acids.